AUGUCUGGCUCUCCCGACCCUAGCACCCAGAGCAGGCUCCAAGCAUCUGCACAGAAGCUCAAACCCCUCCCUAUUGCCCAGGACCCGCACCGCACGAUGAUGCAAGGCUCCGACAUGUCCCUGACCCGCAUCAAAGCGGCCAGCGAGGCCCGAUUAGCAGAGGAGACGCGGACGCAGCAACGGCAGCGGAACUUGAUGGUGCUUAUACUGGAUCAUCUGGAGGUGCAUGGGUAUAUGGAGACGGUCGAGAAACUACAAGCGGAAUCAAACGUCUCCCUCCGCAAAGUGCAGGUGGCGGAUAACGUCGAUCUGCUGCAUGUGUUGCAGGUGCCGUUGCGUUUUGCCAUCGAGUAUGAGAAUUACUACAACAUCAAAUUCGGCAAACCGCCCAAACUGACCCGCAGUGCGGCUGGGAAGGACGAAGGAACAGCGAAACCAAAACGCCGCACGCCCCGCUCCCAACCCGACCUCACCCGCACCGACGACACACCGGUGGAGCAGUACCACCCCUCUCUCGCGAAAGUGACGCGCGGACCACGGGCGGCGAUUUCGAGGGCUGUUGAGGGGGAUGGAGGUGGUAGGGCGAAGGCGAAGCGACCCACGUCGGCGGGGCGGAAAGAGGAUGCCGAGGGAGGUGGUGAGGGGUGGAGUGGGAUUGUAGGGACCAAGGUCUCUGAGAAGCCUGUUGCAGUAGCCCUAGAUGAGCCACCCAACCCCACCCCCGAGAUGCCCACCCACCCCCGCCUCCUCAAACCCCUCCCCCACCUCUACACCCACCCGGACCUCUCCGCCCUCGCCGCCACCAUCUCCCGCGACAUCUUCACCACCAACCCCUCGAUCCCUUUCACCGCCAUCGCCGGGCUCGCCCGGUCCAAGCGGCUGCUCAAGGAAGCCGUGGUGUACCCGUUGAAAUUCCCGCAGCUGUUUAGCGGGAUCUUGACGCCGUGGAAGGGGAUCUUGCUGUAUGGCCCGCCGGGGACGGGGAAGACGAUGUUGGCGAAGGCGGUUGCGACCGAAUGUGAGACUACCUUUUUCAACGUUAGUGCCAGUAGUAUUGUUAGCAAGUGGAGAGGCGACUCGGAAAAGCUGGUCCGGGUCCUGUUCGAACUGGCGCGGUAUCAUGCGCCGAGCACCAUCUUCCUCGACGAGUUGGAGUCGAUCAUGUCCCACCGCACCUCCGACGGCGCCGAACACGAAGGCAGUCGACGGAUGAAGACCGAGUUGUUGAUACAGAUGGACGGCCUCUCCAAAACCAACGAGCACGUCUUCCUCCUCGCCGCGUCCAAUCUGCCGUGGGACCUCGAUAUGGCUAUGUUGAGGCGGUUGGAGAAGCGGAUUCUGAUAGAUGUCCCCGACGCACCGGCGCGAACUGCAAUGUUUCGCAACAAUCUGCCUGCGUGCGCGUCUGAAGCGGCGGUUAGCGCACCAGGGGCGGAUGCGUUCUCGGCGUCGUUACCGGUGGGCAAGUUGGAUUACGAUAGGUUGGCGGCGUUGACCGAAGGGUAUUCUGGGUCGGACAUCAAACUGGUGUGCAAGGAAGCGGCGAUGCGGCCGAUUCGGAAAUUCUUUGAUGCGUUGGAUGCUAUGGACGGUGACCUAGGCGGUGGGAUCGAUAGGGAGGCCGCUGAUGCAGGUGGAUUGCAAAGAGACCCGGUUGAACAAGCGGAUGUUGAGGCGGCGAUAGGGAGCACGCGGCCGUCAUCGAAUCAGGCGCUUGGGGACAAGUAUCGGGAGUGGCAGGAGUCGUUUGGGUCGGCUUAA
Fimicolochytrium jonesii is the source of this 1761-nucleotide messenger RNA. Its product is annotated as katanin p60 subunit A-like 2. The transcript has 12 exons. Gene Ontology annotation, molecular function: ATP binding; ATP hydrolysis activity; protein binding. The record is from RefSeq and is a predicted model, not a curated record. Bases 1 to 1761 code for a protein of 586 amino acids. Lineage: Eukaryota; Fungi; Chytridiomycota; Chytridiomycetes; Spizellomycetales; Powellomycetaceae.